Molecule: messenger RNA, 1069 nt
Organism: Paraphaeosphaeria sporulosa
Lineage: Eukaryota; Fungi; Ascomycota; Dothideomycetes; Pleosporales; Didymosphaeriaceae
Product: ER-derived vesicles protein-like protein ERV14
Exons: 4
Coding region: 312-728 (138 amino acids)
Biological process (GO): endoplasmic reticulum to Golgi vesicle-mediated transport
Cellular component (GO): COPII-coated ER to Golgi transport vesicle; endoplasmic reticulum membrane
Source: RefSeq, a predicted model, not a curated record
UCUCGCUGCCUGCCCACACUGCCGCUUUCCUCUCUCCGACGUGACACGCACGAGCUCAGCACUUCGGCUUUCUGAUAGCAAUCCUCGCUGCCCGCCAACCGCCGGUCCCGCCCCAGCAUCACCCCGCGCAUCGGCCCCAAGCUAGUUUUCCGCGCCUAGCCUCACGACGUCCACCACACGACAACGCCAAAUUGCGACCUCGCACGCCGCCUCCUGCCCCGCAAUCCCAGGCUCUCCAGACGCCCGCCCACGCCUCUUAGAAGUUUGCGUAGCCACCACGCCGGUGACACGCCGCACAGAGAUCCAGCAAGAUGUCCGGCGAAGCAUGGUUGUACCUGUUGGCGGUGCUGAUAAACGCCGUCAACCUCUUCCUCCAGGUCUUCUUCACGAUUAUGUACAGUGAUUUGGAAUGCGACUACAUUAACCCGAUCGACCUGUGCAACCGUCUCAACACCUACAUCGUCCCCGAAGCCGCUGUACACGCUUUCCUGACCUUCCUCUUCCUUAUCAACGGAUACUGGGUUGCCCUUGUUUUGAACCUGCCUCUGUUGGCCUGGAACGGCAAGAAGAUCUUUGAGAACCAGCAUCUCUUGGACGCGACCGAGAUCUUCAGGAAGCUUAACGUGCACAAGAAGGAAUCGUUUAUCAAGCUGGGAUUCCACUUGAUCAUGUUCUUCUUCUACCUGUACAGCAUGAUUGUCGCCCUCAUCCGCGACGAAUCGCACUAGGUGUUUCCGGAUCUGACCGGUGAGACGCGCGCAAAAGGGCGCAUCGUGGACGUCUGAAUACCAGUCCCCCGGGUCGGAUUGGACGACAUUGUUUGGGACGAAGCUGGCAUGACCUCGGUGCAGGCGAACUCGGCUAGACGGAACAGGACACGUGGGGGGAGCAAAGUUGUCGAUAUACCAUUCUGAUUACCGGCGCAAGCUUCUGGAGGUAUUGUAGGAAGGGUGGGGAUAGGGUGGAAUCGUGUAUGGUAUGCUUGCUGGGCGUAUAGAGCCUCACGUUCUUAUGGACCAUGAUAGCGUGCAUUUGUUGUAAAUGAAACUGUUCGAAUUAGAAACACGUG